AUGGAGAACCCAGCCAAGCAUCUCUCAUCGGUGCAGGGGAUUGACUCUGUGCCGGCACCCCUCGGAGAGAUUAUGUGGAACAGCACAGAAACAGAGGCAACAAAUGACCAGAGGAAGGAUAUGGUGGUGCGUACGGUGACGGGCUGUCUGCUGUCCCUGCUCAUCCUAUGGACCCUGUUGGGAAACAUCCUGGUCUGCUCCGCGGUGCUGCGCUUUCGACAUCUGCGGACCAAAGUCACCAACAUUUUCAUCGUCUCCCUGGCUUUAUCGGAUUUAUUCGUCGCCGUCCUGGUGAUGCCCUGGAAAGCUGUGGCAGAGGUGGCGGGGUACUGGCCAUUUGGCACUUUCUGUAACGUCUGGGUAGCUUUUGACAUUAUGUGCUCCACCGCCUCCAUCCUCAACCUCUGCAUUAUCAGCGUGGAUAGAUACUGGGCCAUCUCGAGCCCCUUCCGCUACGAGAGGAAAAUGACCCAGCGAGUUGCCUUUGUUAUGAUAAGCAUCACUUGGACGUUGUCUGUGCUCAUUUCAUUCAUACCGGUCCAACUAAACUGGCACAAAGCCAGCGGUGACGACAUGGCUGGGACGCACAACUCUUCCACGAGUUGGCAGAUAGAGGAAAACUGUGACUCCAGCCUGAGCAGAGAGUAUGCUAUAUCAUCCUCUUUGAUAAGUUUCUAUAUCCCCGUGGCAAUUAUGAUUGUGACGUACACCAGAAUAUACCGGAUUGCACAAAUACAAAUUAGAAGAAUAGCCUCCCUGGAGAGGGCGGCAGAACAUGCGCAAAGUUGCAGGUCAAACAGAAUAGAGUGCCAACACCACAAAACCUUGAAAACGUCAAUUAAACGAGAAACCAAAGUGUUUAAAACUCUGUCGGUGAUUAUGGGUGUAUUUGUGUUUUGCUGGUUACCUUUUUUCGUCCUAAACUGUAUCGUCCCGUUCUGCGACAGACCGGCCACAGACGCGGACGCGGGUCUGCCUUGCGUCAGCGAGACGACUUUCGACGUCUUCGUGUGGUUCGGCUGGACCAACUCCUCCCUCAACCCCAUCAUUUACGCCUUCAACGCCGAGUUCAGGAAGGCCUUCGCCAGCCUCUUGGGCUGUCGCAAUUUCUGCUCCACACCAGUGGAAACUGUUAACAUCAGCAACGAGCUGGUCUCCUAUAAUCAAGACACCCUAAUGCACAAGGAUAUCGCGAACACAUAUGUCAACAUGAUCCCCAACGCGGUUGAAUGUAUUGAGAAUGAAGAGACUUUUGACAGAAUUUCACAGUUUUCUCACAACAAUGAAAACGCCACCGACUCGGUUUGUGACUUGGAGGACUGCGAAGCAAACAUCAGUCUUGACAGGAUGUCACCAUUCACACCUAAUGGAUUACAUUGA
Messenger RNA from Perca flavescens (yellow perch), 1380 nucleotides. It is a transcript of the gene drd5a, whose product is annotated as dopamine receptor D5a. NCBI's taxonomy places the organism in Eukaryota, Metazoa, Chordata, Actinopteri, Perciformes, Percidae. The transcript has a single exon. Gene Ontology annotation, cellular component: plasma membrane. The record is from RefSeq and is a predicted model, not a curated record. Gene Ontology annotation, molecular function: G protein-coupled receptor activity; dopamine neurotransmitter receptor activity, coupled via Gs. Bases 1 to 1380 code for a protein of 459 amino acids. Gene Ontology annotation, biological process: positive regulation of MAPK cascade; G protein-coupled dopamine receptor signaling pathway; adenylate cyclase-activating adrenergic receptor signaling pathway.